This is a messenger RNA of Saitoella complicata NRRL Y-17804, 1158 nucleotides long. RefSeq names its product DUF159-domain-containing protein. The transcript is spliced from 4 exons. Gene Ontology annotation, biological process: DNA damage response. NCBI's taxonomy places the organism in Eukaryota, Fungi, Ascomycota, Saitoellomycetes, Saitoellales, Saitoellaceae. The record is from RefSeq and is a predicted model, not a curated record. The coding region runs from base 1 to 1158 and encodes 385 amino acids. Gene Ontology annotation, molecular function: single-stranded DNA binding.
AUGUGUGGUCGAUUCGCUCUGGAAUUGGGCGCUGAGGAGUUACAAGAGGAGCUUCGACGAAUGAACCUUCCUCCCCGCGAAUUCAGACGGCCAGAGACAGUCAGGAGAGGAUACAACCUCGCCCCGAAUACGAACCAACCAAUCCUCCGCCAGUUAUCACCCCAAAACGGUGACACCCUCUCCUCCGAUCCCUCCACCUCCUCUACAGCCUCCUCCCCUCCUCUCGUUUUAGAAGCAGCAAAAUGGGGCUUAAUCCCCUUCUGGACCAAAUCACCCCCAAACUACGCCCAAGGCCUCAAAACCAUCAACGCACGCGACGACAGCAUAACCAGCGACCGCAGCAUGUGGCACGCAAUGCGAGAUCGGAAACGGUGUGUGGUGUUUUGCCGCGGUUAUUUCGAGUGGCUGAAGAAAGGGGAGGGGAAGAUGGGGAAGGUGCCGUAUUUUAUGAAGAGAAAAGAUGGAGGGUUGGUUGCUAUGGCGGGGUUGUGGGAUCGGGUGCGGUAUGAAGGCUCAGAGGACUACAUCCACUCCUUCACCAUAAUAACAACUCACUCCUCCCCCUCCCUCUCCUUCCUCCACGACCGCAUGCCCGUUAUCCUCCCCCCCUCCGAAAUCGAAUCGUGGCUCGACCCCACACGUGCAUGGGACAAAGAACUCGCAACACUGCUGAGACCGAAUGAUGAGGGGUUGGAGUGGUACCCCGUUCGGCCUGAUGUUGGGAAAGUUGGGAAUGAGGGGGUGGAGCUUAUUAAGCCGGUGGAUGAGGCGAAGGGGAGUUUGAUGGGUUUUUUUGGGAAGGGGGGGGAAGUAGGGAAAGAGGUUAAGGGAGCACCACCGUCAGACAAGGACCAACAUAUGAAGAGGGAGGUGGUUAAGCAGGAGAGGGACGAGGAAAUACUAGUGGGCGAGAAAAGCAAUAACGGCCUAUCGGAAAAUAACGCCCCGUUACCACUACCAGUUACCCCCGCGAAGAAACGGCGAGUUUCAUCCACACCCGAACCACCAUCAACUUCGAAGAAGAUAAAGACGGAGAUGACGCCCGUACCAAGUUCAGCGAAAAUGACACCGAAGAGGUCGUCUGCGAAGCAGAAAGCGAACGAGGAGAAGAAAGCGGAGGGGUCGAUGCCUAUCACGGCGUUCUUCAGGAAGAAGUAG